Molecule: messenger RNA, 6211 nt
Organism: Globicephala melas (long-finned pilot whale)
Lineage: Eukaryota; Metazoa; Chordata; Mammalia; Artiodactyla; Delphinidae
Gene: NDUFAF6
Product: NADH:ubiquinone oxidoreductase complex assembly factor 6
Biological process (GO): mitochondrial respiratory chain complex I assembly; biosynthetic process
Cellular component (GO): mitochondrion
Source: RefSeq, a predicted model, not a curated record
GCGGCGUCCCUGUCAUGGCGGCCUCCACGCUGCUGUCGGCGUGGGGCCCUCUACGGCCCGGCGUCCCCGGCCUGUGCCGCUGCCGGCAGCCCAGGGGCCUGUGGGCGAACGCAUGGCGGCUUCCGGAGCCCGCGGGGUCCGGGCGGAGCGUGGCCGCGGUCAGCGGACCUGGCACCUCGGGCACUGACCGCUACUGCUUGGAGCUGCUGCGGAAACGAGAUUAUGAAGGCUAUUUAUGCUCCCUGCUACUCCCUGCAGAAUCCAGAAGCUCUGCUUUUGCACUGAGAGCUUUCAAUGUGGAACUGGCUCAGGUUAAGGACUCUGUCUCUGAGAAAACAAUUGGACUGAUGAGAAUGCAGUUUUGGAAAAAAACUGUGGAUGAUAUAUACUGUGACAGUCCACCACAUCAGCCUGUGGCCAUUGAACUAUGGAAGGCUGUCAAAAGACAUAAUCUGACUAAAAGAUGGCUUAUGAAAAUCAUUGAUGAAAGAGAAAAAAAUUUGGAUGACAAAGCAUAUCGUAACAUCCAGGAACUGGAAAAUUAUGCUGAAAACACACAGAGCUCUCUUCUUUAUCUAACACUAGAAAUAUUGGGUAUAAAGGAUCUUCAUGCAGAUCAUGCCGCAAGUCACAUUGGAAAAGCACAAGGCAUUGUAACUUGCUUGAGAGCAACGCCGUAUCAUGGUAGCAGAAGAAGAGUAUUCCUUCCCAUGGAUAUUUGUAUGCUGCAUGGUGUUUCACAAGAGGAUUUUCUACGGAAGAGCCAAGAUAAAAAUGUGAGAGAUGUAGUAUAUGACAUGGCCAGCCAGGCACACUUGCACCUAAAGCAUGCUAGGUCCUUCCACAAAAGUGUUCCUGUGAAAGCAUUUCCUGCUUUCCUUCAGACGGUUGCUCUGGAGGAUUAUUUAAAGAAAAUUCAACAAGUGGAUUUUGAUAUAUUCCACCCAUCUUUACAGCAGAAGAAUACUUUACUUCCAUUAUCUUUGUAUAUUCAGUCAUGGAGAAAAAGAUAUUAAAAUAAUUUCGUGGCACUGAUAUUUACUUUUAUUAGUUUUACAAAAGUGUACUAGUUUAGGGUUCUUGUUUACAAACAACAGGAACUGUUUACUGUUUAAGGAGAAAAUUCACUUAUUGGAUGAGUGUGUAGGUCACAGAAUUAAUGAGAAGUUGCUGUACACUAGUACAAAAGUGUACUAGUUUAGGGUUCUUGUUUACAAACAACAGGAACUGUUUACUGUUUAAGGAGAAAAUUCACUUAUUGGAUGAGUGUGUAGGUCACAGAAUUAAUGAGAAGUUGCUGUGGGGCCGUGAUGCCCAGAUUCUGCUGCAGGCACUGCCCUUGUCACCAGCAGCCCAGACAGUGUCUGCUGUGCCAUCCCUGCAGAGUCCGAGCCCCAGGAAGGAGUAUCGUUUUAGCUGUGUUUAGGCUGCAGGCCAUGCUUCAGCCACCAGAGGGCAGGGGGAAGCACGUCUCCUCCCGUCCUCACCCUUGGAGAAGAAUGGGGAAGGGGCUCAAGAAGUACUAGGUUUGCAUGCUGAGCAGCCAAAACCCAGGCGUCCAGGACAGCUGGGAAAUGCAUUUAUUUAGGGAUCAUGAAGAGUGAAGUUAAUAUUUGAGGAGUGUCAGUCUCUGUGUUGAGGGCCUUGUAUCUCUAACAUUUAAUCUUUACCACCCUGUGAAAAUUUGUCCAUGAUGAUAAAAUAACUUCUUUCAAGAGCUCGAACCCUAACUUGACUUUAGAUCUGGCCGAUUUGAAGGCUUUUACUUUUUUGUUUACCCUUUUGCUUCACUCUCUAUUACUGAGCAUUAUCAUCAUGAACAAAACUGUAUUAACAAAAUGUGUAUUAAUGUAGGGCUUCCCUGGUGGCGCAGUGGUUGGGAGUCCGCCUGCCGACGCAGGGGACACGGGUUCGUGCCCCGGUCCGGGAAGAUCCCACGUGCCGCGGAGCGUCUGGGCCCGUGAGCCAUGGCCGGUAAGCCUGCGCAUCCGGAGCCUGUGCUCCGCAACGGGAGAGGCCACAACAGUGAGAGGCCCGUGUACCACAAAAAAAAAAAAAAAAGUGUAUUAAUGUAAAUUAAAUUAACAAAAUUGUAUUGAACAUUCAUUAAGGGGAUACUACAUUUUUAAAAACUACUAUACUAGUUGAGCUUCCCACUAAAAAGCUCUGUGCUGUAUACUUUACAGUGUUCUCAUCUGAUCUUCAAAACUGUGAAACAAGGAACAUUUUUGGUAAUUAAAAAUUUUUAAUUAUAACAUACAUACUAAUUGCAAAAACCAAAAUUGUUUACAUUGCUGGUAGUUGGCAGAUCUGGACUCUGAGUCUCUGACUCCUAAAACCAGAAUUAUGCCCUAGUUUCCUUUUCCUUUCUUUUUAGUGGUCAUGUUUCCUGCGCACUCCCACCUCCGCUGUACCAUUUCUCUAUGCCAUCUCAAGCCUUUGGUUUCAGCUAUGAAUUAGUGCCUACUUCAAUUGUGAAUUAAUGAUGGCUUAAAGUAUUACACUUUUGUAAAUAAAAUUCAAAUGGAAAACUGCCUGAGGGCAAGAAUACAUAGUUUUAUUCAUCUUAGGAUUCCCCCAGCACCUCGUAUGGCUUCUGAUUUAGAGCAAGUGGAGAUUAAUAAAUAUAUAAAUGAAUGAACAUACAGUGCUGUUGUUUAUGUUAGUGUACUUUUGGUUUAUACUGAUGCCAAAAGAAUAUCCUCUUAUUUAAUCCUGUGGCUUUAGAGAGCUUAAAGCUUAUCUAAAAGAGGAAAAUCCAGGGAAGUGGGACACAUUUCCUCUUGGGAUUCUGAAUGGUCCAGAGUUGAAAAUUCAUUAGAGAUAGUCUUUAUUAGUAAGAAUUGUCUGUGGCUCUUAGCAGGUUAAAUCUGGCAGCAAUCAAUCGCUAAGCAUCUUAGUUCCUAUCUAAGAAGGGUUAAAAAGAGGGGUUUAAACACUCAACUGGAUUACUGGAUUUUUUACUGGCUCAGAAGCCAAUUUACUUUAAGUAAAUAAUUUCAAAAUAGUUUCUAAGCUGUUUGAAAUUUGAUGCUUAGAGAGUUGGAUGAACUGACGUUUCCAGUCUCCUAGAGAUUAAGAUAGGGUCUUAUUCGGUGACAUUUACUGUACUAUUAAUUUCCUGGCAUAAAAGAUACUCCCGUAGGUGGUGCCAACAUUGUUUUUCAUUUUUCAGAUCUCUUUUUUAGAGCAUUUAAAGGAGUCAGAUACAUUUUCAAACCAUUUAAGAUGUAUUUUGAUAUUGAAUAGGUAGAGAGCAACAGAUAACAAAUGUUAAGUAUUAAUCUCAAUGUAGGUAAAGUUGCUUAUCAUAAAAUGCAUUUGAGUAGUUCCAAAUCAGCUGGCAUUAUUUUUUCUAUUGGUUAAAUCUCUCCUUUUGAUGAAAUUAAAUUACUCUUGAGAAAUACAACAGCAGUUAACCCUUAGCACGAACUUGGACAGGUGAUGUGCUCUUGUGCUCCUAAGCUUUAAUAUUCACAGAGCAGUAGGUCUUUAUUUUCCAAAGGAUAAAACUGCCUCAGUUCAAGGUCACACAGCCAUUAAAACUAGAGCUGGAUGCCAAACCCACAUUAGUUCAAUGCCAAAGCCCACAACCCAUAUAUUUUUACUAUUCUUGAGAUUGUAAAAUGAAGAGCCAAGUUAAAAAGCUCAAGGGUACAACUUUUUUCCAGAAAUAAGUGUUACUGCAUAAAUUUCAGGUACAAAUUAGGUUAAGAAGUAUAAUUACUACAUAAAUUCCAACUACAAAUUAGAGAAAUAAGUAAACAACUGAAAUAGAUAUUAAGUGCUGGUCACUGGGUAUAUAUAGGAAGGACACGUAACCACUUUGGAGGUCAAAGUUUUCUCAGAGGAGGGGGCGUGUAAGGAGUUUCAGGAAGGUCGGGUAGGAAGCAGGGUUUGAGAAGGGGGUGCAGAUGUUGUGGGGAGGUCCUGGCCGAGGAAGCAGUCGCAACAAAGGCCAGGAGGCCAAACCAAUAGCCUCUCUAAGAUUUCAUGUUUUGGCUUCAACUUACCUAAGUAAAAAGAAUAUAAUGUAACGUCCAGAGUUCUUAGGAAAGUUUGUGAAUAAAAAGUGACUACAUCUCCUGGUCUAGUGAAACAUUUUGACUUAAGAUCACAGACUUGGGAGUUUAUAUUUUGCCUGUUUCUCCAAAUGCCUAGGUGUCCUUGGAUUUGUUUUAGCUCAUAUAAAUAGGACUUCCCUGAAGACAUGGCCUGAUUGAUUGCCUUGUCCAGAAAGAUCCACAGAGUUGUAAACAUUAUGCUGACAAUUAUUGAAAACAAAACAAAACAUUGUCCUCCUGUUUGGAGGACUAAUAAUCCACAUACACCCAGAAUUGGGAAGGAUGUCGGAGGUAGACUGGAGGGAACGGAGAGGAGAUGGGGAGUCAUUGUGAAAAUACCUUAAAUAACACUUAACUCUACCUGCUUUCUCCUAUAAUGAAUAUGUAUUUCUUGGAGUAUAACUGCAAAGUUCUUUCUAAAGAAUUAAGAUCUUCAAAUGAGAAAGAUGGUGGUAAGCAAGGACUGUAAUGAAAUUUAUGGAGAGGUGAACAGAUAGAUGGUCAAAUUUUUACAUCAUGUCUGUUUAUACCAAUUUAAAAAGUUUGAUCCAAAAGAAUAAUGUUUGGCACAUUUUAAAAUAUGUAAUUCAUUAUGUAGUUUAAGCUGAAUAAAGGAAUUUUGAAAGUUUAGAUACAGAGCAGUAUAGUGCUAUGAAGUACUUCUUUUAAGAGUGUGGGCUGUGAAGGAGCCUGACUGGGUUCAGUUCCCAGUUUCACCACCCUAAUAGAUGUGUGACCUCAGCAAGUUAUGAGAACCCUCCUGUCCCUAAGUUGUGCCUUUGUAAAAUGGGCAAAAUCAUAAUAUCCACCUACACAGUUGCUGUGAGGAGUAAGUUAAUACUUGCAAAGUGCCUAGAAGAGGGACCUACACGUAGUAAACGUUAAACGACGUUGUUAAUCUUAGUAUACAGAAGUCGCAGACCGGCAGCCUGAACCAAGUCAGGCCUUCAGGCAUAUUCUGUUAUUCGGGCAUGGCAUUUGAAAAGGAGUGAGAAAUUGAAUGCCUUUAGACAGGACAGGUACUCUCCAUUUGGCUACAGGUCUCAGCAUGAGCUACUAUCUCACACCCCACCUGAUUCAUAAAUUCGUGUUACCUGCUUACUCUGUAAGCACUCGAGUUUGCAAGCAGUGAUUUAGGAGAAUUUGUGGAUGAUGGAUUAAUAAGUGAUCACCAACCAGAGGCUGGUUUCACUAAGCAUAGCCGUGCUUUCUCCCUGCAAGCCAAGUGUAUUUUAACUAUUGUUUACACAUCUGUCCCUCACUCAGCCAAAGUUCUUUUGAGUGCAAGACAAUGUUCUAUUCAUCUUUGUGUCCCCACAACCUAUCAUAGAUCCUGAUGCUACUCCAUAAACCUUUAUGGUCUGAAUGAACAUACCAGAGUAUAAGAUGGGAUAGUGGGAUCCGAGGAAAUGGGUUGGGGCUGAUAUGUAUAGGGCAAACUGGAAGUUCAUGUCAAAGAUGUGGUGGGCAGGGCUUCCCUGGUGACACAGUGGUUAAGAAUCCUCCUGCCAAUGCAGGGGACAAGGGUUUGAGCCCUCGUCCGGGAAGAUCCCACAUGCCAUGGAGCAACUAAGCCCGUGUGCUACAACUGCUGAGCCUGCGUGCCACAACUACUGAAGCCUGUGCCCCUAGAGCCCAUGCUCUGCAACAAAGAAGCCACUGCAAUCAGAAGCACAUGCACCGCAACGAAGAGUAGCCCCCAUUUGUCGCAACUACAGGAAGCCCAUGAGCAGCAGCGAAGACCCAAUGCAGCCAAAAAAAAAAAAAAAAAAAAAUGUGAGUAGACAGUGUAUAUGGUGUUCAAGCAACUAUUAUCAGGUAUAAUUGGAAAGCAGGGUGUGAGGAAAGAAAAGUAAGGCUGGAAAGGUAAAUCAUAGACAUAUUAAGGUGUUUGGAUUUGAAUAAUGGCAUGAGAUUUGGAAAUAAAUCACAAAAGGUCCAUAAUACAUUUUGUGUAUAUGCUUAUGAAUAUUGUUUGCGUUAUUUCUAGUGUAAUCGUAUCUUUGAUAAGCGUACCUUUUGAAUCAGAUAUGAGAUAGAAUAUUUUUGUUCUUAUUUGAUAAGUCUGUGGGUUGACUUUUUAUUACCCUGUACAAAUACUGUUUUCCUUUGAGUUACCCUUCUCUCAUUAAACAAGUCCUGCCUUG